Messenger RNA from Phalaenopsis equestris, 1064 nucleotides. RefSeq lists its product as uncharacterized. The record is from RefSeq and is a predicted model, not a curated record. Lineage: Eukaryota; Viridiplantae; Streptophyta; Magnoliopsida; Asparagales; Orchidaceae. Bases 126 to 1034 code for a protein of 302 amino acids. The transcript is spliced from 5 exons.
GUCGUGACGCUACCAAAAUCCCUGUUAUUUUAUUAUUCCCCCUUCAUGUCGUUCCGCACCAAACCUCUUGCUUUAUCCCCAUCACUGGCUAAUGGCGAUCGCUGUAGCGAAGGAAGGAGAAGAAGAUGGGCGUGAUGCCAAGCCCCUCAUCUCUUACCCCCAAACUUGCAUUCGCCAUUGCCUUCUCCUUCUCCCUAGCCUUCUCCUCCUCUUCGCACACCCCCCUCCCCAUUCUCCCCAAAUUCCCGACUAAUCUUUCCCUGAAGUCAUUUUCCUCUCGCUCCUCCCCCUCGCCUCAUCUUUCGACUUCUUCCCAGAAUAUUGCUGCAGACCUUCUCUCUCUCUUUGGAAGCAGGAAGGAUGCCAGUCGAAUCCCCCAAGACGAGGCGCGACAGCUUAGAUCUUGCCUCCGAUUUCUCGUCCCUCCAGCUUCCGAUUCCUUGAAGAGAAGGCAGACGAUAUCGGAACAGCUUAGAAGAAGGGAGCUGGUUGAGGAGAAUAAUAUGGUCUGGUGGCCACCGACGCCGGUAAUGGAGCUCGCUCGCCUUGCCGUUGACUCCGGCGGGGAUCCUGCCACUAUCCAGCGGGCGUUGGAUCCAACAAAGCUGCUGGUUCCAGAUGUUGAGGGUUUGAAGAAGGAUAAAUGUGAACUCACAAGGACGCCAACUGGAUAUCGUUUUGCAAAUAAGGAGUUGAACUCUUACAUCGAAUUUUUAUUUGAACUGAUUGUUGAACGGGCACCCUCUGUGGGUAUGAAUGUGUCUCUCAAUCGCUAUGACUUGUUCCAUGGACAUCUUUUCCUUGCCAGUGAUUCUGGAAGGCUGGGUAUAUUGUUCCAUGCUAGAGAGUAUCCAGCAUAUGAAAAGAAAAGGUUCCCUUAUAAUUUGGGAUUUUGUCAAACAGGAUCCAACGUGAUAUAUGAUGAUUCCAUGAAUUUGAGGAACAUACUUUGGCUUGCACCAUUGCCUUCAAAUGUUACAAAAGCCUGGUUGGCCCCUGGUAUGACUUCCAACUAUGAACCAAUUACUAUAUAGUUAUUUGCUUUGUUUUCGCUUGUGAAACAG